CCCUCUAGAGAUGUCUCUCACUCUACCGAUGGAUAUCGGGCGAUAUCAACCCGGGACUUCAAUUCGAUUUCGGGGGGGUCGGCCAUCUGCUGUAGCCACAGCCAGAGCCACGUCAUAUUUGUGUGCCGCUGCCGAGCGAGCUGCGCGAGCUGGCUCUCUAUUUUUCCUGCGGGUUUUUUUUACGUAAAAUCACAUCCCCGCGACCGCAGACAUGAAUAUAUUCCGACUACUGGGCGAUUUGUCGCACCUUUUAGCCAUUAUCGUACUACUCCUCAAGAUAUGGAAGACACGGAGCUGCGCCGGUAUCAGCGGCAAGUCGCAGAUCCUCUUCGCGAUUGUUUACACCUCCCGUUACCUAGACCUGUUCACCACAUACAUCUCGGCGUACAACACGUUCAUGAAGAUCGUAUUCAUUGCCACGUCCCUCGCUACGGUCUUUUUGAUGUACGUCAAGUUCAAAGCAACAUACGAUCAUAAUCACGAUACGUUCAGGAUCGAGUUUCUGAUCUUACCCGCGUUUGUUCUGGCAUUGUUAAUCAAUCAUGAGUUUUCCUUCGUCGAGGUCCUGUGGACAUUCAGCAUUUACCUAGAAUCAGUGGCAAUACUACCGCAGUUGUUCCUGGUCUCAAAAACAGGUGAGGCGGAAAGCAUCACCAGUCACUACCUGUUUGCAUUAGGAUCGUAUAGAGGCCUGUAUCUGUUCAACUGGGUCUACCGCUACUAUGCCGAGGAUCACUACGACUUGAUCGCUAUAGUCGCCGGAUUGGUGCAGACAGUUCUCUAUUGUGACUUUUUCUACCUCUAUAUUACCAAAGUACUCAAAGGCAAGAAGCUACAACUACCUGCUUAGCUUCGGUUGAGAGUAUCCUCUUGUAUCUGAGAGAACAUUUAACUGCCUUCGCGGCAUCGCCAAUUCGGGAUAAAUUCAAGUAAUCCUGGAAGGCUCGUGAAACGUGCACGGUAGUGUAUGUUUUCCACUAAGUACGUCUCUGGCAGCAGUGUAUCCUCCCUUUCCAAACACUUCCUUCCUUCUCUCGUGCGAUGCCAUGUGCUGCGACCUCCCUUCCAGGACGAGAAAGUUGCUCUAAGUUUUGCCUUUAUUUUUUUUCGUCUAUUUGCAUUUCAAGAAUUGUACAUUAUUACAAGAUCAGGACAGUUUAAAUUUGGCAAUUAAACUUGAAUUUGGAAGCAAAAUAGGGGUAAAAAAGAGAGGACAUAGAACUUUCAUUUAUAUUUACAGUUUAUAUUGUAACUAUCAAUAAAUAUAGUUAAUAAUUAAAUAUA
Messenger RNA from Solenopsis invicta (red fire ant), 1284 nucleotides. It is a transcript of the gene KdelR, whose product is annotated as ER lumen protein-retaining receptor. Gene Ontology annotation, biological process: endoplasmic reticulum to Golgi vesicle-mediated transport; protein retention in ER lumen. Gene Ontology annotation, cellular component: endoplasmic reticulum; cis-Golgi network; membrane. The record is from RefSeq and is a predicted model, not a curated record. The coding region runs from base 212 to 850 and encodes 212 amino acids. NCBI's taxonomy places the organism in Eukaryota, Metazoa, Arthropoda, Insecta, Hymenoptera, Formicidae. Gene Ontology annotation, molecular function: ER lumen protein retrieval receptor activity. The transcript is spliced from 3 exons.